CCUAGAAUGCACCAUCACCCACAACCCAUUCAAAAUCAUGUCAACUUCCAGAACCAUCUUCAUCACCCUGAUCCUCACGGUGGUGACAGUGUUCACGAGCACGAAGACAGCAGAAGGUGCUCGCACGUUCUUCGUGUUCGGAGACUCACUAGUUGACAGUGGCAACAACAAUUACCUCCCAACCACCGCACGCGCCGACUCUCCUCCCUACGGCAUCGACUACCCCACCCACCGCCCCACCGGUCGCUUCUCCAACGGCUUCAACCUCCCUGACCUAAUCAGCCAGCAUAUAGGAUCCGAACCAACGUUACCAUACUUGAGCCCUCAAUUAACCGGACAGAGGCUCUUGAUUGGGGCUAAUUUCGCUUCCGCAGGGAUAGGAAUCCUUAACGACACCGGUUUUCAAUUCGUGGGGAUAUUGAGAAUGUUUCAGCAGUUUGCGCUGUUCCAGCAGUACCAGGGGCGGUUGAGUGCGGAGGUGAGGGCGGCGCAGGCGCAGCGCGUGGUGAAUGGGGCGCUGGUGAUGAUGACGCUUGGCGGCAACGACUUUGUUAACAACUAUUUUCUGACUCCUGUGUCAGCCAGGUCUCGCCAAUUUACUAUCCCUCAGUACUGCCGAUACCUAAUCUCUGAGUAUCGAAAAAUUCUUAUGAGGUUGUAUGAGUUGGGAGGAAGAAGGGUGCUAGUGACUGGAACUGGUCCAUUGGGUUGUGUUCCUGCUCAGCUUGCUACGAGGAGUAGGAAUGGAGAGUGUGUAGCUGAGUUACAACGAGCUGUUCAAAUUUUCAACCCACUGUUGGUCCAAAUGAUCAGAGAUCUCAACUCUCAACUGGGCUCUGACGUUUUUGUUGCUGUCAAUGCCUUCCAAAUGAACAUGAACUUCAUCACCAACCCUCAAAGAUUUGGUUUUGUUACAUCAAAAAUAGCAUGUUGCGGUCAAGGUCGUUUCAAUGGGAUAGGAUUGUGCACUGUAGCAUCAAACUUGUGCCCAAAUCGUGACACAUAUGCAUUUUGGGAUCCUUAUCACCCAUCUGAACGUGCUUUAGGGUUUAUUGUCAGAGACAUCUUCAGCGGAACUUCUGAUAUUAUGACUCCAAUGAACCUUAGCACCAUCAUGGCCAUAGACUCCAACCUCUAUUAA
Vigna umbellata (rice bean) is the source of this 1141-nucleotide messenger RNA. The record is from RefSeq and is a predicted model, not a curated record. Lineage: Eukaryota; Viridiplantae; Streptophyta; Magnoliopsida; Fabales; Fabaceae.